Molecule: messenger RNA, 1218 nt
Organism: Closterium sp. Naga37s-1
Lineage: Eukaryota; Viridiplantae; Streptophyta; Zygnematophyceae; Desmidiales; Closteriaceae
Source: the annotation of a GenBank genome assembly
AGCUGGUUCGCGCGGCAUGUGUUGGAGCAUGAGCUGAGGCACAUGGGCCUGCUGGGACUGAAUAGACCCUCCUUCACCUGCCCAUCCACUUCCCCCUCCCUUCCCCACUUGGCCCUCCCUUCCCCACUUGGCCCUCCUCUGAUUUCUCCUUCUCAGAGCUGGUUCGCGCGGCACGUGCAGGAGGACGAGCUGAGGAACAUGGGGCUGCAGGAGCUGGUUCGCCCGGCAUGUGCAGGAGGACGAGCUGAGGCACAUGGGGCUGCAGGCUGGUUCGCCCGGCACGUGUUGGAGGAUGAGCUGAGGCAGAUGGGCUUGCUGGGGAAGGACGAGAGAGUGGCAGAACACAGCGACUUUGAUGCCAAGUACAAGAUCAGUGAGUGGAGGGGGAUUGGAGAGUGGCAUAUGGGGCUGCUGGGGAAGGAUAAGAGGGUGGCAGAGCUCAGCGACUUUGAUGCCAAGUACAAGAUCAUGUGGGCGGACCAUGGGGACGACAUCAGCACUCAGUACACGGGCACGCCAGCACUCAAGGGAGACUAUGUGCGGUACGGCAAGCGCAGCCCGGACGGAUUCCUCCAGGAUGGGGUGAGCUCUGUGAUGCGAUACUUCUUCAACAACUACACUGAUGGCGUGCGACAGGACGGCUUGGAUCUGGUGAUGGGCAACUACACAGUGCAGCAGAGUGCUCCAUCUCCAUUCACACGCACUGGCAUCGAGAGAUACACUAACCUGAGGGUAGCUCUUGUGGUGCUCGUGGCCUCCACUUACCUCUUCCUGCGGAACGUCAUCCCCUCCUCCUCCUCCUCCCCUCUAUCGCCAGUCAUCGCAGCCACCUCGGUUAUGAUCGCUGGCUCAAUUGCCGUCCUUUCCCCCUCCCAACCCUCCAUCCCCACUUUCCCCCUCCCCUCCCUCUCCUGCAGCCUCCUCCUCCUCCCUCCUCUCGCCAGUCAUCGCAGCCACCUCAGCUCCUCCUCCUCCUCCUCCCCUCUGUCGCCAGUCAUCGCAGCCACCUCAGCUGUGAUCGCCCGCUCAUGCUUUGUCUCUCUCCUCCCCCAACUCCCCCCUAUCCCCUCCCCCUCCUUCUUUGCAGCCUCCUCCUCCUCCCCCCUGUCGCCAGUCAUCGCAGCCACCUCAGCUGUGGUCGCUGGCUCGGUGCUUUUCGCCUUGAAGAAGUUCGGCCGCCUCUUCUGCGACCGUCCCCGCUUCUGCUCCCUGCGAUGA